CUUCAUCAGUAUUUCAUCCACUUCUGCCCCAUCUUCUUCACCCUCCUACCAUUCCAUUCCAUUUCUUUCACUCAUAUCCACACGAUCGAAAUCGCAAGGAGCACCUCGUUUAGCGGCUCGCGGGGUACAUACAGCGUCUGGCAGUUCCAGGUGCAUGCCAAGUGGAGUCACUCCAAUGCGCAGGUGUUAGGGAAGUCCCCCGGGUUUGGCAGACACAGCGACGUGGGCUUAACAGCAUGACAUGAACAUUUCAAGUGUACCCGAUUACCUCAUGCCUCACUUCAUAAGUCCGGAUCAUCGGUCUCUUAUUUACGUGCCUCAAAUAUGCCUUUACGGUGGUCAUAUUGCGCCGCUCUUGCUUAUCUUGUGCUUAUCUUUUCGUUCUUCGAGACUUCCAUUGCUUAUACCUCCUGCCACCUGCUGUUCCUCUACUGGUAGAGAAAGUUUGGUUGAGGGAAUCAUUGAUGCUUAUGUCUCUUUCACAACGCUGCUUAUCAACGAUAUCCAGUUCAAAUCCAGUCAUCGAGCGGCCGCUGAGCCUGCUGUGCCUGCUGUGCCUGGUAUUUUCAAGCUUGGAGGAUUAUUGUGA
Molecule: messenger RNA, 589 nt
Organism: Neurospora tetraspora
Lineage: Eukaryota; Fungi; Ascomycota; Sordariomycetes; Sordariales; Sordariaceae
Exons: 3
Coding region: 242-589 (115 amino acids)
Source: RefSeq, a predicted model, not a curated record